This is a messenger RNA of Periophthalmus magnuspinnatus, 912 nucleotides long. RefSeq names its product protein phosphatase 1 regulatory subunit 36. Bases 1 to 912 code for a protein of 303 amino acids. The transcript is spliced from 8 exons. NCBI's taxonomy places the organism in Eukaryota, Metazoa, Chordata, Actinopteri, Gobiiformes, Gobiidae. The record is from RefSeq and is a predicted model, not a curated record. Gene Ontology annotation, molecular function: phosphatase binding. Gene Ontology annotation, biological process: negative regulation of phosphatase activity.
AUGAGAGCAGGACGCUGGGAGUGGAACCAUGAAGCCAACACUGUGGACUUUAUCAGGUUGGCUGAAGUUUACCGAGUGAACCGAAGGUGCUGGAGCAAAAUUAAAACUGUGGAUCCCGCUCUUCUGAAAGCGUACAGAUCUGCUGUGAUAGAAAACCAGGGGGAGCACGUGACACUUGAAGAUGUUAAACAAGUGGCAGUGAAAUUGCUGCUUGAGAACGACUCCCUGCCCAUACCUCACUGCUUCCUGGACAUAUUAAAGAGUAAACAACUUGAUGAAAUCCUGAUUGCUGUUCUUCAUUACCUCUGCUGUUUCUUUGAAUAUAAUUCCCUGGAAAACAAGCCAAAGACGCUGAUAGUUUUGGACAUGGUGACGGAGCAGCAGAUGAAGAAGAGGAGCUCUGCCAAAAGAGAGCUGGCCCUGAAGAGACUGGCAGUUUUGUACAGUUUCUUCUGCUUCGUGUCCUGGGUGACUUUUGGGAGGACGGAGCUGAAGCUGAUCCAGGAGGAAAUUGGUCGUAUUUUGUACUCGGACAACUUCAGCGCCGCAGUCAAAACCAAACAGGAAGUGCACUCACGGAGGACUUCUGCUGUUUCCACUGGCUCAGAGAAGACCCGCUCCUCGCUGCACAGUGUGGCGAACAGUCGAUCUCCUCUGAUGGCGUCCCUGCUGCCGUCGCCGCGGGAACAGUCUCCUCACCUGUUCGUGGGACCUAAAGCCGCACCGGAACCUCUGCUCCUGACUCCGCCCACAGACCCAGAGGACCUGACGGAGGAGCUGUGCCAAAUGAGCAUUGGGAUCCUGGGCCAGCCUCUGCAGCAGUUUGAUCCUGUGACUCUGGUUCAUGAAAACCAGAGCACACACACAGAGGCAGACCAAGCUCCAGUCAGCAGGGAUCAGGCUGAACAGUGA